AUGCAUAGCGGUUCUGAUGACGAUUUAGUGUUGCACACACUAUUGUCUGUGACACAAGACGUGAUUCGUGAGAGAGGCGAAACUUCACACCGCAAGAAGAAACAUUUGGAACGUAAUUAUGAGUUUUUCCAAUUACGAUUGGAUGCUAGAGGUAAACGUGGUUUUACUACAAUACAAAAAUGUACGGCCGCUCUUAGACAAUUGAGAUAUGGUAUAACCGCAGACGCAUCAGAUGAGUAUCUGGAAAUGUCUGAAAGGACGGGUCGAGAUGGUACAUAUCUUUUCUAUGAGUAUGUUAUAGAGCUUUACCGUGACAUAUACUUGCGACAUCCGACUAAAAGUGAUGUCGAACAGUUGUAUGUCGCGCAUGAAGCUAAACAUGGUUUUCCAGGGAUGCUUGGUAGUAUUGAUUGUAUACAUUGGGAGUGGGCAAAUUGUCCCAAUGCGUGGUGUGGUCAAUUCACACGAAGAUAUCAUGGGGUCCCGACUGUUAUACUGGAGGCGGUUGUUUCAAACGACCUAUGGUUUUGGCAUGCAUUCUUUGAUAUAGCGGGGUCAAACAAUGACCUGAAUGUGCUUCACACGUCUCCGUUAUUUAACGAUAUUUUGUAG
This is a messenger RNA of Lactuca sativa (garden lettuce), 612 nucleotides long. RefSeq lists its product as uncharacterized. The record is from RefSeq and is a predicted model, not a curated record. Lineage: Eukaryota; Viridiplantae; Streptophyta; Magnoliopsida; Asterales; Asteraceae.